Messenger RNA from Trichomonas vaginalis G3, 915 nucleotides. Its product is annotated as D-erythro-sphingosine kinase protein. The transcript has a single exon. Gene Ontology annotation, cellular component: TIM22 mitochondrial import inner membrane insertion complex. Gene Ontology annotation, biological process: phosphorylation; protein insertion into mitochondrial inner membrane; phospholipid biosynthetic process. Gene Ontology annotation, molecular function: kinase activity; ATP binding. Bases 1 to 915 code for a protein of 304 amino acids. NCBI's taxonomy places the organism in Eukaryota, Parabasalia, Trichomonadida, Trichomonadidae. The record is from RefSeq and is a predicted model, not a curated record.
AUGUAUUUCUUUAUUGUCAACCCAUCAUCACGCUCAAAUCAUGGAAGAGUUGUUUGGAAGUCUGUAGAAAAAGAACUCAAGAGACUUCGUAUCAAUUACAAGGUCUUUUUUACGAAUUAUCCAUACCAUGCAAUUAAAAUUGCAUCAAAGGUAUGCGAAGAACCAGGUAAUAAAACAAUUGUUGCUGUUGGUGGCGAUGGAACUGUUAAUGAAGUCAUUAAUGGUAUCAAUAAUUUUGAAAAAGUAAGAUUUGGAUAUAUUCCAACCGGUUCUGCAAAUGAUUUUGCAAGAGGACUCAAUUUGCCUGUUAAAACCAAGAAAGCCCUUGAAAAUAUUCUUUAUUCCAAGAAUAUCAAAGAUAUGAGUAUCGGAAGAAUGAGAUGCUCGAAUGGAACAUACAAAUUUGCAAACAGUUGUGGAAUUGGACUUGAUGCAUACAUAUGUGCAAAAGCUAAUUCUUCUCCUUUAAAGGCAUUUUUCAAUAAAUUUCAUCUUGGAUUUCUAACAUAUGCAAUAGUUUGCAUUCAACAAAUCUUCACUUUCAAACCAUUGAAACUCACUGCAACAAUUGAUGAUGAAAAGUCAAUAACAGUUGAUAAGUGUUUCUUCUGUGCAAUUAUGAAUAACAUUUGCGAAGGAGGAGGCUUAAGACUUGCUCCAACUGCAGAUCCUUUUGAUGAUAUGUUUGAUGUUUGCAUUGUUGAUGGAAUUAACAUCCCUAAGUUGAUUUGUGUUCUUCCACUUGCAUUUUCUGGAAGACAUACUUUUCUUAAAGAAGUAACAACAUUUCGCUGCAAGAAAUUGCAAAUAAGCUCAGAUGUUGAAUUGCCGAUUCAUCGUGAUGGUGAAAUCGAUAAGCCUGUUAAAGAACUAACCAUUUCCAUGGAGCCACGAAGCCUCAAAGUUAUUUGCUAA